This is a messenger RNA of Cataglyphis hispanica, 2904 nucleotides long. It is a transcript of the gene Orai, whose product is annotated as calcium release-activated calcium channel protein 1. The transcript has 4 exons. Gene Ontology annotation, cellular component: membrane. NCBI's taxonomy places the organism in Eukaryota, Metazoa, Arthropoda, Insecta, Hymenoptera, Formicidae. Gene Ontology annotation, molecular function: store-operated calcium channel activity. Gene Ontology annotation, biological process: store-operated calcium entry. The record is from RefSeq and is a predicted model, not a curated record. Bases 382 to 1302 code for a protein of 306 amino acids.
GUUUGUCUAUCGUCGCAGAUCGUGUCACGUUCUCUUCCGCUCGAUCGCGUUCCCUAUAGCGGUUCUCUUCCCCUCACGAGUGAACUAAUGGGAGUGCUCCGUUAGCGCGCCGUCGACGCUAAUUGUAGAAUUCAUGCCGGUGUUCUUCUUCGAAUGCUCUAUGUUUACUCGUGAUGGUAGAAACUCGUAAUACGAGAGUGGCACGUAAAAGAGAGAUUUUUUCGUAUCUAUAAAAUUCAUCGAAAUCGAUUUUUAAAGAAAUCCUAUCGUUGUUAGUUUUAUUUUUUUAUUUAUUGCAAAAGAGGGAUAACUGAUGCUUACAGAGCUUGUUUCAUAUCCUAAUUAACUCGUUAUUAGUGUCACGACCUGUCACUAUUUUCCAUGGCUGCUGUUAUGAACAUGGAAACUCGUCGCCGUAUUGACGCCGGAUGUAAGUCUUCUCCGGACAGAAACGCGCGAGGAUCAAGCCUGAUGUCCGUAUGGUCGACCAGCACCGGACGCAAUACAGUGUUUGCCGCGCAGAGCGGCGGAGAGGUGCUUCCCACUUCGCACCUGCCGAUCCACGUACACGUAGCGCACGCACACCUGCGCAACCCUGACGGCCACUGCUUUCACAAGCCGUACCACGACCACCACUACUGUCAGUCGACGAUGUCGCAAGCGGGGGAUGGCCUUCACACGCCGGGUUACCUGUCUUGGAGAAAACUACAGCUGAGCCGCGCGAAGCUCAAGGCGUCCAGUAAAACAUCGGCCCUGCUUUCCGGUUUUGCUAUGGUUGCCAUGGUGGAGGUACAGUUGACUGAGAAAACAAAAGUUCCCGACGCGAUGCUGAUUGCCUUCGCCGUGUGCACAACUCUCCUAGUAGCUGUUCACAUGCUGGCGCUGAUGAUAUCCACGUGCAUAUUACCAAACAUCGAGGCCGUCUGUAAUCUGCACAGUAUAAGCCUCGUGCACGAGUCGCCGCACGAACGUUUACAUUGGUAUAUCGAGAUCGCGUGGGCCUUUUCUACGUUACUCGGGCUCCUGUUGUUUCUACUGGAGAUUGCGAUACUCUGUUGGGUGAAGUUCUACGACUUUUCAAAGGUGGCCGCCUGGUCGGCCUGCAUAGUGAUGAUACCGGUACUGAUAAUCUUCCUCGCGUUCGCGAUACACUUUUAUCGGAGCUUGGUCGCGCAUAAGUACGAGGUUACGGUGUCAGGAAUACGAGAGCUCGAGUUACUAAAGGAGCAAAUCGAGUCCACGGAUGUGGAGGGCAGAAAUGGUGUCAAUCUUCUACGGACCGGCGCAACGCAUAUCGUUUGAACCGGUCUUCUCAAUCUUCCCUGUUGCCGGAUUAUUUUAAAUUGAACGCGCAAAAAGUUGCCUCGUGAAAUACGAGGCGAGAGGGGCAGAGAUCUGUUACAGUAUGCGGAUGCUGCGAUGAAUACCGCGGUGUUUCUUGAAAGAUCUCCCACUGGGAAACGAAAUCUUUCGAGUGUAUACGUAAGUUACUCACGAAGAACAUGACAAAUGACCGCUCUCUUUGUGUUCAUACACGCGCUGCAGAUGUUUGAAAGUUCGGUCAAAUAAGAUCUUCCUGUUUUCUUUUUUCUUUUUUGUUUUUAUACGCGUGUCUUCUGUGAUGUAAAUUAAUGUAAGUACAAUGAAACUCUACUCAUUGAUGAUGUGAAAGCAUCGCAGUGUCAGUGUUUUAGGAAGGAGACAAAGUUUGAUAAAAUGUCAUUGUAUAUGUAGGCACAGAAUACAUUCCUUCAUUCGCGUUGCGACUUAAAAGUAGGAAGAAUAAUAGUGCGUUCUAAUUCUGAGAAGAUAUAUCGAGACCCGCAGUUUAAAGAACGCGAUAGCCUUUUAUCAGAAGGUGACGCGAUCGGCUGACUAUGCAGUUGAAUGUACUUAUCUUUUUAUUGAAACAAAAAACGUGCUUAUUUUCGAAAAACGCGAUUAACGUUUACAUUUCUUAACUAUCUCUGCAAGUUGUCAAACACGUACGAAUAAUAUACAACAAAUAUUUUGCGUUAUAUAAAUUUGCCAUUCGAUAUGCAGAAAGUUAAUACUUUUCUCGAAAAUAUAUUUUUGAUUCGCGACCGCGCAGUGAUUUCCUUUACAAUCAAUAUCUCAACAUGUAAAUACAUUAAUUUGAGGUACAUAUGUUACGAUUAUCAUAAAAAUAAAUGAAAUAUCAAGACGUGGGAGAACCGGACUCGUAUAUACAUGAUUUAGUGGGUAAUUUAAUAUGUGUUAUAUUUCGAUUACGAUGAAAGUCGAAUAUGUUUGAUUAUUAUUCGUAAAAUUAUACUUUUACGGCGCGCAAAUCAACGCUAUAUAAUAGCGACGCGAUUAUCAAAAUGAAACGGACAUAGUUACGAAAUCACGCACGGAUUAUAUUUUUCGUUCGCUGUAAAUGCGGAAAGGACAGAUAACACAUGAAACAUGUAUGUCUAAAUCGAUUAAAGAAAACAUAAACGAGAGAUGACGCAAGGCACUUAUAAGUGCAGCACUGCUUGACUAUUUAUCCUUGGAAUAUGUAAUAAUAUCGGAUAUAAAGCUUGACUGUCAGUGAUAGUCGAUGUCCUCUAUCGUGCUGUUGAUACAGAUGUCGUUCUCCCAAUGACCGAUCUGCACUUGACGGCUGUCAAAGUGAUAGAAGACCCCUCGACCUUCCUUCUUGCCAUUUAUAAAUUGACCCUCGUAGAUAUUACCAUUUUCUAUGGGGGAUUUUAGGAUAAAUAUUUAUGAAUUUUCAGAAGAGUAUCUCGCGCUUGAAUAAGAGACUAAUAAGGGAGCUUAAAGUUAAUGCGCCAAACGAGAAUAAGAUCAAGCAAGCAAUUAAGGAGAAAAAUGUAUCAUUCUCUAUGUAAUAUGUCAUUAAAGGGAGAAAAAAAAUGACAAAUAUUUUAAAGCAAA